Alosa alosa (allis shad) is the source of this 520-nucleotide messenger RNA. It is a transcript of the gene ndufa5, whose product is annotated as NADH:ubiquinone oxidoreductase subunit A5. The transcript has 5 exons. Gene Ontology annotation, biological process: respiratory electron transport chain. Lineage: Eukaryota; Metazoa; Chordata; Actinopteri; Clupeiformes; Clupeidae. The coding region runs from base 59 to 409 and encodes 116 amino acids. The record is from RefSeq and is a predicted model, not a curated record.
CUCGUUUACGCACGUGACGUCCUAUUUUGUGAACAGGAAGUCGUGUAGCCACUGCAAGAUGGCUGGAUUGAUCAAAAAGACUACAGGCUUGGUAGGCCUGGCGUUAUCCCAGAAUCCUCAUGAGCGGUUGAGGAUUCUCUACAGCAAGACCCUGGGUGCUCUUCAAGCCAUACCUCAGGAUGCCGCUUACAGGAAGUACACAGAGCAAAUUGUCAACGUGAGGUUGGACGCAGUGAAAACGGAGACUGAUGUUGGGAAACUGGAGCAGAGGAUCAAUGGUGGCCAGAUAGAGGAAGUUAUUGCUCAGGCCGAACAUGAACUGUCUUUGGCUAGGAAGAUGGCAGAAUGGAAGCCAUGGGAACCACUCAUUGAAGAACCACCUGCAAAUCAGUGGAAAUGGCCAAUCUAAAUAUCCUCGACUCAAGAACAACACUGUUUUCAAAUCUUCUGGUUAAUCCUUACUUUGAUGUCGUUAUUUAUGUUCCAAGUCACCCAAUAAACCUAUGUAAAUAUAUGUAAA